Meloidogyne enterolobii is the source of this 447-nucleotide messenger RNA. NCBI's taxonomy places the organism in Eukaryota, Metazoa, Nematoda, Chromadorea, Rhabditida, Meloidogynidae. The record is from the annotation of a GenBank genome assembly.
AUGAAAUUUGCACAAGUUCUUUUGAAGUUUCAUUAUAUCCUUAAUAAACUCGUAUCCGCAAAAAUACUCGAGGAUGAUGACUUUCCAGAUGCAGGCGAGAUGUUGUAUGCAUGGGUAUUAAGAAGUGACGUGAUCGUUCCUUAUAUUGAACGCAUAAAUGGGAAUUCAGAAUUGAAAAUUUUUGAAGAUAAUCAAGGACAGAAUAUUCAACGUUUGCUAUCACAAACACUCCACGUAUUUUGGGAAUUAAACAAACGGUAUAAAAUUCAGGAAAAGGUAGCCAAUAUGUUAGGCACGUUUACGCACGAUGUUGUAUUGUUAAAGACAAUGGAACUUCCACAUGUAAGCAAAAUUUUUCUUUUAGCCUUGGUAGUUAUAAAUUGUGUUGUUUAUGUUCCGCUCCUGAGUCUUUAUUAUGGUCUUUAUAAGGGGUAUUUAUUAGGGUAG